AUGGUGAUCUCCAUGCUCUUCGCAUCGAUCGCGCUGGUGCGGGCGCUUACGUCGGAGGAGGAGCAGCCUUCCGUGCCGAGGGAGCUUUCCGACGAGGAUUUUCAGCUGGAGGGCGAGGAGAUCUUCCUGGAGGGGGAGGAGACCUGUGCAGUGUGUCUGGAGACCUUCAGUGGUGAAGGAGCCCUGAAGCUGCGCUGCAGCCACUGCUUCCAUCGAGGCUGCAUCCUGGAUUGGUGCAGACACAAUGCCUCCAAGGUGGAACAUGUUCGAGUGCCGUGUCCUCUCUGUCGGCAGUGCCUCCUGACGACUCCAGACAGCGCCAAGGAGUGA
This is a messenger RNA of Symbiodinium sp. CCMP2456, 330 nucleotides long. NCBI's taxonomy places the organism in Eukaryota, Dinophyceae, Suessiales, Symbiodiniaceae. The record is from the annotation of a GenBank genome assembly.